This is a messenger RNA of Penicilliopsis zonata CBS 506.65, 246 nucleotides long. RefSeq lists its product as hypothetical. Bases 1 to 246 code for a protein of 81 amino acids. Gene Ontology annotation, biological process: fungal-type cell wall organization. Lineage: Eukaryota; Fungi; Ascomycota; Eurotiomycetes; Eurotiales; Aspergillaceae. Gene Ontology annotation, cellular component: fungal-type cell wall. Gene Ontology annotation, molecular function: structural constituent of cell wall. The transcript is spliced from 2 exons. The record is from RefSeq and is a predicted model, not a curated record.
AUGCGUUUCUCUCUUGCUGCCAUUGCUGCCCUCGUCACCAGCGUUGUGGCCACCAGCUACACCACCGAGAUCGUCACCAACUACGUGACCUACUGUCCCGAGUCUACCACCAUCAUCCACGGCACAGAGACCUACAGUGUGACCGCACCCACCAGCCUGACCAUGUCCGGCGGUCCGUACACCAUUUCUCGCCCCCUGAUGACCUCCACCGUCACCGUCUGCGCGGGUAACUGGUAUGUAAUAUGA